Molecule: messenger RNA, 1332 nt
Organism: Hansenula ciferrii
Lineage: Eukaryota; Fungi; Ascomycota; Saccharomycetes; Phaffomycetales; Wickerhamomycetaceae
Gene: ICE2
Product: Ice2p
Exons: 1
Coding region: 1-1332 (443 amino acids)
Biological process (GO): septin ring assembly; endoplasmic reticulum inheritance
Cellular component (GO): endoplasmic reticulum membrane; perinuclear endoplasmic reticulum; cortical endoplasmic reticulum
Source: RefSeq, a predicted model, not a curated record
AUGACGGAAAAUAAUCAACAUGCCUCUUCUAAGGCUAAAGAUGGGAAUCACAAUGGUAAUAAUAAACAAACUAAUUCAAUACCUAUAAAAGCAACAAUACGUGCCAUCUUAACUACAUUUUAUAUGAUUUUAAUUAUUUUAACUGUACCAAUUUCUUUCCAAAUUGGUGGGAUUUAUUGUGGACUUUCAUUCACAGUUACAUUAUUUAAUAUUUAUUGGAUCUUGACAAGUUUUAGUGUUUUUUUCAAAAAAAAUAUUGUCUUAAGUUCAAUUUAUUAUUUUCAACAUUUAUUAAUACCAAGUUUAUUAACUUUAUUUUUAUCAAUAUUUAAUAAUUCAAGUGAUGAAAUUUUAAAAAAUGAACACUUAAUUUUUUAUAAAUUUGUUUUGAAACCUUGGAAAUUAUUUAUUUUAAAUUCAACUCCAUUAUUUACAUUAUUAGAAGGUCUUUGUACUAUAUUAGCUAUCCAAAGUAUUGGACAAACAUUUAGAUGGUUAAAAUCAAAUAAAAGUGAAAGUUGGGUCAUUAUUAGUUUAUUGAAUUCAGGUGGUGUUAUUACAACUUCAUUAUAUUUCCUUUAUAGAAUUUAUUCAUCUCCAAUUGAAAUUGGUAUAAUUUCAGCUUCGUUAAUUGGUGCAAUUUUAACUUUUUGUUCAGGUUUAGGACUUUAUGGAAUAAUAAGUAAUAAAGGGUCUACAAUUGAAAGCUCAUUACUUUUUGGAUAUAUUGUUAGAUGUAUCUAUGAAACAUUCCCAGAGUUAUCAAAUUUAGCAUCAAGAGAAAUUGGAUUUUUGAUUUCAAGUGCAACAAAUCAAAUUAAACAAGAAAUUUCAAAUUUACCCAAAAUUAUUAUAAAGAAUGAUUCAAUUACGCAAUUUUUCACAAUUUUAACAUUAAAUGUUCCAAAUUCUUUUCAAACAAUUAUUGAAUUUUUAAUUGUUACAUCAAAGACAAUUACACCAUCAAUUUUAAUAAAUUUAGCUUAUAGAAUUGCAGUAUUUUAUUCAGCAACAAGAAUAAUACCAGCUUUGAAAAAUCCAGCACCAUCAACAAAAUCCAUGAGAUUAAUAUAUUUAUUUAGUCCAUGUAUUAUAAUUGCAGUUUAUACUCAUUUAAUGAUGCAAUAUUCUAAUGAAUUAGAUCAAGAAAUGUGUAUAUGGGGAUGGUGGGUAGAUUAUGGAAUUGGAUCUAAUUCAACUGGUGGAAUUGAUGAAAAAAUUAUUGUUCACCCAUGGCAAUUUUGGAAUUGGAUUAAUAUGUUUACAACUUUAGUUGUUUAUGCAUUUGAGUUAUUUGGUGAUCAAGAUGAAGAACAUUGGAAAGUGGAUUAG